Messenger RNA from Knipowitschia caucasica, 351 nucleotides. NCBI's taxonomy places the organism in Eukaryota, Metazoa, Chordata, Actinopteri, Gobiiformes, Gobiidae. The record is from the annotation of a GenBank genome assembly.
AUGCCCGACGCCACGCCGGUGGCUGCUCGCUCCGACGCCACGCCAGUGGCCGCCUUCUGCCGCACGCUUCAACGCCACGCCGGUGGCCGCUGUUCGACGCCACGCCGGUGGCCACCUCCUGCCGCAUGCCCGACGCCACGCCGAUGGCCGCACACCACGCCGGUGGCCGCUCGCCCCGUCGCCACGCCGGUGGCCGCAAGCUCAGUCGCCACAAAGGUGGCCGCUCGCUUCAACGCCACGCCGGUGAUUUUGACCACGCCGGUGGUCUGCUGCGCCAUGCGCCUCAUCAAUUCUCUCUUCUUCUUUACAGUACGGCUUCGCGCUCUUUACGAUGGCUGGCGGGACCACUAG